AUGUCUAGUUUCAAAAAUCUCACCUUUCUUUUGAUUGUUCUUCUUUCAACCUGUUACGGAUCUCCAGUCAAUAAUCUCAAUGAUCUCAAAACAAGAAACAUUCCCUCAAUCACCCCUAGAUCUACUCUCUUCCAAGAACCGGCACCAAACCAUAUUCAUGCUAUUGUGAAACGAACUUUUGGCGGAAUGGCUGGAGGAGGAAAGGGGGGUAGUAUGCCAGGAAUGGGUGGUGGUUCUGGUCUAGGUGGUGGUUCUGGUCUAGGUGGUGGUUCUGGUCUAGGUGGUGGUUCUGGUCUAGGUGGUGGUUCUGGUCUAGGUGGUGGUUCUGGUCUAGGUCUAGGUGGUGGUUCUGGUCUAGGUCUAGGUGGUGGUUCUGGUCUAGGUGGUGGUUCUGGUCUAGGUAGUGGCGCCAAACCUCCAGGAGCCGCUGGAGGUUUAGGAGGAGGCUUACCAGCACUAGGAGGUGGUCUCGGGGGUGGUGCUAAGGCCGGAGCUGAUGCUAAGACUGGCGCCGAUCCCAAGGCUGGUGCUGACACGAAGACUGAUAGCAAACCGAAGACUGGUGCCGAUGCUAAGCCUAGCGCCGAUCCCAAGGCUGGUGCUGAUGCGAAGACUGAUAGUAAACCAAAGGCUGGUGCGGAUCCCAAGGCUGGUGCUGAUGCGAAGACUGAUAGUAAACCAAAGGCUGGUGCGGAUCCUAAGGCCGGUGCUGAUGCGAAGCUCGAUAGCAAACCAAAGACUGAUGGUGAUAGUAAGACCGGUCUUGAUUCCAAGGCGGGUGCUGAUGCCAAAGCUGGUGCUGAUCCGACUAAAAGUGGUGCUGAUGCCAAGCUUGAUAAGCCUGCUGGACUCGGAGGUUUAAUGUGA
Melampsora larici-populina 98AG31 is the source of this 867-nucleotide messenger RNA. RefSeq lists its product as uncharacterized. Bases 1 to 867 code for a protein of 288 amino acids. The transcript has 2 exons. The record is from RefSeq and is a predicted model, not a curated record. Lineage: Eukaryota; Fungi; Basidiomycota; Pucciniomycetes; Pucciniales; Melampsoraceae.